CUGCAAGAGCCGCCAAGCCCUCCGCGUCUCGGGCACCCUGGCCUGGCUUCCUGGACCGCCGGGCCGCGCCCCUGAGCGCAGCUGCCCGUUGCGACUCGGCCUCCUUGGGAAAAGGGACCCGGGCCUGGGGUUAGCCUGGGGCAGGAGUCGGGUGAAGGUUGCCGAACUCUCCCCCUGGCUGGACACGUGGGGUUUGACAGCUUGCCGGACCAGUUGGUGAAUAAGUCAGUCAGCCAGGGCUUCUGCUUCAACAUCAUGUGUGUGGGAGAGACAGGUUUGGGCAAGUCCACCCUCAUGGACACCCUGUUCAACACUAAGUUCGAGGGGGAGCCAGCCACCCACACACAGCCAGGUGUCCAGCUUCGGUCCAAUACCUAUGACCUCCAGGAGAGCCACGUGGGGCUAAAGCUCACAAUUGUUAGCACGGUGGGCUUUGGGGACCAGAUCAACAAGGAGGACAGCUACAAGCCCAUCGUGGAAUUCCUCGAUGCCCAAUUCGAAGCCUACCUGCAGGAGGAGCUGAAGAUCCGCAGGGUCCUGCACACCUACCACGACUCUCGCAUCCACGUCUGCUUAUACUUCAUCGCCCCCACGGGUCAUUCCCUGAAGUCUCUGGACCUAAUGACGAUGAAGAAGCUGGAUAGUAAGGUGAACAUAAUCCCCAUCAUUGCCAAAUCAGAUGCCAUUUCUAAGAGUGAGCUAACAAAGUUCAAAAUCAAAAUCACCAGCGAGCUUGUCAGCAACGGGGUCCAGAUUUACCAGUUUCCUACGGAUGACGAGUCGGUGGCAGAGAUCAACGGAACCAUGAACGCCCACCUGCCUUUUGCUGUCGUUGGCAGCACAGAAGAACUGAAGAUAGGCAACAAGAUGAUGAGGGCCCGGCAGUAUCCUUGGGGCACAGUGCAGGUUGAAAAUGAGGCCCACUGCGACUUUGUGAAGCUGCGGGAGAUGCUGCUUCGGGUCAACAUGGAGGACCUCCGGGAGCAGACCCACAGCCGGCACUAUGAGCUGUACCGCCGCUGCAAGCUGGAGGAGAUGGGCUUCAAGGACACUGACCCUGACAGCAAACCCUUCAGUUUGCAGGAGACGUAUGAGGCCAAAAGGAAUGAGUUCCUAGGGGAGCUCCAGAAAAAAGAAGAGGAGAUGAGACAGAUGUUCGUCCAGAGAGUCAAAGAGAAAGAAGCUGAACUCAAAGAGGCAGAGAAAGAGCUGCAUGAGAAGUUUGACCGUCUCAAGAAACUACACCAGGAUGAGAAGAAGAAGCUGGAGGAUAAGAAGAAAUCCCUGGAUGAUGAAGUGAACGCUUUCAAACAGAGAAAGUCCGCAGCCGAGCUGCUCCAGUCCCAGGGCUCCCAGGCUGGAGGCUCACAGACUCUGAAAAGGGACAAAGAGAAGAAAAAACGUGGAUCUUUCAGCUGGAGAAGAGAAAAGAAGUGUUAAUCCUCAGAAGGUCCCUAAUUUUAUCUGCAGUCUAAGGAUUUGAUAUUUUAUAAAUAUUCCAGUCCUAAUUCUGGUCAUGGCUUUGGGAAACCCUUUAAAGUAGAGAGUGCUCCACUGUCAGGCACAGUGGCCUUUGGUGUUUAGCCAGGGCGAGAGUGAGAGCUGGAGGUGAGCUGGCAAUACUCUGUGGCUAACCCGCUCUUUCUCUGCCCUUCCUUUGCAGUAAUCUAUGGCUGUGUACUGAAUAGUAUUCCCGGCUACAGCUGGACUGGACUCCAUUUAGCCUUUUAAGCCAAGGUUCCUAUUUUAACUGACAGCUUUCCUUCGCGGUGCCAGGAAGCUGGGUCCCCUGCCCCUACCAUGUACUUCCACUUCAAGCACCACCUCUUUUUUUGAGUUCUGCCUCCCAGUGUCACUGGCACUGACCAUGACUUCAUUUUUUUAAAAAAAAUUUUUGAGGGUAUUUUUGUUGUUGUUACUUUCUUUGGAAACAGUCUAUCAAGGCUAUGUCAAAUAGUCAGGCCGUUUUUUGAAGAGUUGAGCAUGGGAAGAGGGUUUCUAUCUUUAAUAAUAGAUAAGAGGAAGCAAAAAGUAGAAAAAAUGAAAAGCAAACAUAUGCACACGUUACCUUUUCUUGUUGGUUAAGCAAGAGUACAGCUUUGAUAUGUAUUGUUUGGUGAGUCACUGAUUUGUUAGUGGCCACAGGCAAAAAAGAAAGGGGUUGCUGCCAAAGCUUAAGCUAGUUUCUUGAAAAAUCCAAGUCUCAUGGAGCAUUUUAGGAGACUCUAUGCUUAGCAGUUUGAAAAAAAAAAAAAAGAACUUGGAUACUCAGCCAGUAGCUCAGAGAGAUGCUAAGUUAGGGCUGUCAAGCCCUCUGGAGAAAGGCUUAUUUGCAGCUUUGAUGUUUCCAGUCCAGUUUCACAGAUGCUUCUGCACAAAUCCCAAACUUAAAAACAACCAACUGGCUUCCAUCCCCUCUGGGUAAUUAUUUUUGUCACAAAUAGAGCCUCCUCAUUUGCAUUUGUUUACAGAUUAAGUACUUGUGGCUUGAAGAGCUCUGAAAACUUCAAAAGUUUUAGAGCCAUACAGUCUGAAAGACCUUCAGAGCCUAGGCAGGAAUUUCAUAUUAAGGGAGAAAUUUUGGUCCACAAGACAGACAUGACCCACUUUUUUCUUUUUUAAAAAAGAUAUAUUUUUAUUGAUUUCAGAGAGGAAGGGAGAGGGAGAGAGAGAUAGAAACAUCAAUGAUGAGAGAGAAUUAUUGAUCAGCUGCCUCCUGCACGCUCCCUACUGGGAUUGAGCCUGCAACCCGACCAGCAAUGGAACCACGACCUCCUGGUUCAUAGGUUGAUGCUCAACCACUGAGCCACGCUGGUCGG
Myotis daubentonii (Daubenton's bat) is the source of this 2819-nucleotide messenger RNA. It is a transcript of the gene SEPTIN6, whose product is annotated as septin 6. The record is from RefSeq and is a predicted model, not a curated record. Lineage: Eukaryota; Metazoa; Chordata; Mammalia; Chiroptera; Vespertilionidae. Gene Ontology annotation, molecular function: GTP binding.